AUGGCUUUCAAGCCCACUCAUGCACGGACCGCCGACGGCGAAAGGAAUGCCAAGAAGGGGAAGCACAGCAGCUACACGACCUCACAAACGAGCUUCAGCCGGCCAGCGGGCCGCCGCGUGCAGGCCCCCGCGCCCAUCGUCGACCGGCGAGAAGACGCCACGAUCGCGUUCAUCAAGGCGCACGCGGACCGCAAGGACAAACUGCUCGUUUCCUCGGAGCGGCCGCACCUCCGCGUCCGUGCCGACGCCAUGCGCUCCCUGACCGUGCCCCUGUCCCAGGACGGGCCGGAGCGGAAGAUUUCCGGCGUUGUCCUGGACGCGUACCUCGAACUGCUCCGCCGCCGCCAGGGCGCCGAGCACGACAAGAACGCCCGCCGCGUCCUCCUGCUGGGAGUCGAGGAGCAGGACUGGCUCGAGUACCUGGGCUCCCUGGCAAGAACGGACGAACGCCUCACGGACCAGGACGCCGCCGACGUGGCGGCGACGGCCGCUAGGUACCUCCAGAGCGACAUGGUGUUCUUCCUGGUGAACCACAGGGAGCACUUCUUCGUCGCGGUGCUCAACUUCGCCAAGGCCGAGUACCAGGUGCUGGACUCCGGGAACUAUGCGCGGUACAACGGCCUACGGUUCUACGAGGAGGCGUUGUCCAAGAUACGGGAUGGCGUGCGGCGGUGCAUGGAGGAGGUCGGCCGGGCACACGUUGCCGGAUGGAGAGUGCGUCUGGAGCCGGGCCUCCCGGAGCAGAACGACGAGUCGUCGUGCGGCUUGUUCGCGCUGAAGUGGAUGGAGCUGUGGGACGGGGAGGAGCUGGCGCGGAGUUUCUCCAUGGACGACGUGCACGCGUUCCGGAAGAAGCUGGCCGAGGAGCUCGUCUUCUCCGAGCUGAAUGAGAUGCAGGACGUGAAAGAGCAGAUCGAAUCGAAGAUGACGUAG
Aegilops tauschii subsp. strangulata is the source of this 933-nucleotide messenger RNA. Lineage: Eukaryota; Viridiplantae; Streptophyta; Magnoliopsida; Poales; Poaceae. The record is from RefSeq and is a predicted model, not a curated record.